AUGAGUGGAAACAAGAAGAUGUUCACCAAACUUGAUGAGAAGUUCAGGGAGACUGUAAAGCUUGGUAAUGAUUCAAGCUUAAAAGUACAAGGAAAAGGAGAUGUCAAAAUUAAAGUCAAUGGUGUUGUACAAACCAUAUUAGAUGUGUUCUAUAUGCCUGAAUUAAGAAGCAAUCUGAUCAGCCUUGGUCAGCUUCAAGAAAAGGGGUUUGCCAUUCUAAUUCAAAAGAAUUGUUGCCAAAUUCAUCAUCUGGAGAAAGGUUUAAUUAUGCAGGUUGAAAUGGCUUCCAACAUAAUGUUUCCAUUACAAACACAAGCUGCAUUAACCAAGCAAGUCUGUCUGAAAUCCACUAUCCAAGAUGAUACUUGGUUGUGGCAUUUUAGAUAUGGACAUCUGAAUUUCAAAGGCCUAAAGACUUUAUAG
Prunus armeniaca (apricot) is the source of this 423-nucleotide messenger RNA. NCBI's taxonomy places the organism in Eukaryota, Viridiplantae, Streptophyta, Magnoliopsida, Rosales, Rosaceae. The record is from the annotation of a GenBank genome assembly.